Molecule: messenger RNA, 1179 nt
Organism: Morchella importuna
Lineage: Eukaryota; Fungi; Ascomycota; Pezizomycetes; Pezizales; Morchellaceae
Exons: 2
Coding region: 1-1179 (392 amino acids)
Biological process (GO): isopentenyl diphosphate biosynthetic process, mevalonate pathway; isoprenoid biosynthetic process
Cellular component (GO): cytosol
Molecular function (GO): ATP binding; diphosphomevalonate decarboxylase activity
Source: RefSeq, a predicted model, not a curated record
AUGUCGAGCCCUCAGAUGUAUGUUGCGAGCACCACUGCUCCCGUCAACAUUGCCGUCAUCAAAUACUGGGGCAAGUGCGACACAAAGCUCAACCUCCCCACAAACUCCUCCCUCUCCGUAACCCUCUCCCAAUCCGACCUCCGCACCCACACCACCGCCGCCUGCUCCCCCACCUUCACCGAAAACCGCCUCUACCUCAACAACGAGCCGCAGGACGUCUCCGGCGCACGCCAGCAGGCCUGCUUCCGCGAACUCAAGGCCCUCCGCAAGAAGCUCGAGGACGCAGACCCCGCCCUGCCAAAGCUCAGCGAGUACAACGUGCACAUCGUCUCGGAGAACAACUUCCCCACCGCCGCGGGGCUCGCAUCCUCCGCGGCCGGCUUUGCCGCCCUCGUCCGUGCCAUUGCGGAUCUGUAUGAGCUGCCCGACUCGCCCACGGACCUGUCGCGCAUUGCGCGCCAGGGCUCGGGUUCCGCGUGCCGCUCCCUCUUUGGCGGGUAUGUAGCCUGGGAGAUGGGCGCCGCCGCGGACGGCUCGGACUCCCUCGCCGUGCAGGUCGCCGAGGCGUCGCACUGGCCCACCAUGCGCGCCGCCAUCCUUGUCGUGUCGGCGGCCAAAAAGGGCGUCUCCUCCACCAGCGGGAUGCAGGCCACCGUCGCCACCUCCGAGCUGUUUGAGCACCGCGCAAAGCACGUCGUGCCGAAGCGCAUGGCGGCCAUGAAGAAGGCCGUGCUCGAGCGCGACUUUGAGAGCUUCGCGGCACUGACGAUGGCCGACUCGAACCAGUUCCAUGCGGUGUGUUUGGACACCAUGCCGCCCAUCUUCUACCUCAACGAUGUCUCGCGCGCGAGCAUCCGCGUUGUUGAGGAGAUCAAUCGCGUUGCGGGCAGGGCCGUCGCGGCGUACACGUUUGAUGCGGGCCCGAACUGCGUCGUGUAUUAUGAGGAGGCGAAUCAGGCGCUUGUGCUCGGCGCGCUGAGGCGCUAUACGGCGGGCGUGGCCGGGUGGGAGGCGCAGGAGGUGGCGGCGAGUGUGCCUGAGGGUUUCGAUGUGCAUGUGGGCGAGAGUCUGCGCGAGGGGGUGGGGAGGGUGAUUUUGACGAGUGUGGGCGGCGGGCCGGUGAAGACGGGGGAGAGCUUGAUUGAUGCGCAGGGGCUGCCGAGGGCGUUGAGCAAGUAG